UUAAUAUUUCCAACAUGUCUACCUUUUUGUGAAGUUCUGAACCUCCUUUCAAUUAUUAGUGAGAUUUGUGUCAAAAAGAAGUUAAAGAAAAUAACGAUUGUUAUUUGCAAAUAACUAUUUAAUAUCAAAGACUUAUCUUUAAACAUCUAAUAGUUGUAUCUCAUUUAAAAUAAGAAGUUUCACAACUAUGCGUCGUAAAAGCGAACGCACCGCUACUAAAAAAACAAGAAGCUCUCCUGAACCUAAGGAAAAGGUUGAAAAAGUAAAGCGGACUAGAACACGUCGCAGAAAACAAUCGUCAUCUUCAGAAAGUGAGUCGGCUGAAGAUCCUGCUCCCAAAGAGACAGUCGUGGUUAGUCAAACCGAGACCAACGUCCCGCCAAAACCUGCAAAAGAAGACAGUCCCGAAGAGUCACAAGAGCAAGUAUGGCACGUUAAAGCUACUGAAAGUUCCGGGGAUGUUGGUGAAAUUAAAAAACUUAAAAUAUGUCUUGCUCGUCCGCCCUCCACACCAGAAAGGCCCGACAGAUCACCUAGAAGCAGAAGGAAGCAUUCACGAGCCACUAGCUCGAGUGACACUCAAAGUGUAGAAGGAGAGGAUAAGAAGAAGGCAAAACAUCGUUCUAAGAGAUUAACUGAAUCUAAAGAUAUGACAGACAAGAAUCAAGAUAGUCAAGGAGAUGAGGCAGAAGUAGCGUCACAAACAUCAUUGACGACGGAACCUGAGUCUACUGAAGUUAGUGAAAGCACACAACAAAAUAAAGCUGUAGCUGAUGAGACACCAAUGUCAACAACAACUGAAGAGGUUAAAGAUGACAAGGUAGAAUCAACGGAAUCAAAUGAAAGUAAAGAUACUGACCAAAAGGCUCAAGAAGAGUCAAAAGAUAAUGAAUCUAAAGAUAAGCCGUCUGAUGCAGAUACAACAGUUGUUUCUCCAAAAUCGGACGAUGACAAUGAUAAAGACAGUAACUCCCACAAAAAUGAGAGCCCAAUAAGAAAAAGGAGCCUGUCAGAAGAGAAGUCAGAAAUAUUAGAAUUACAUGCAGAUGAAAGUAGGAUGGAAUCUUCAGAGAUAAGUCUAAAUGAAUCUCAGGGAGAAGAUGCUAAAGCUACUUUAGAUCAGGACAAAGAUAUUAGCAGUGUUGUCUCAAAUGAGGUAAGUAUUAAUGAAAGUACAACUGAAAUUUCAGGGAAAAGAGAGUCUAAUGAUGAGGAUGUAAUAAGUAUUAAUAAAAAUGAUGUUGUAGAGAGCACUAAAAUUGUAGAAACAGGGAAGGCAAAAGUAGUUACCAUAGAAACCAAUGCUGAAGUAACUACUGAAACUACGGAAAUAAUACACGAAGACCAGAUAAAUGAGAAAGAGGAUAAUAACCAGUCUACUAAUGACAUUCCAAUGGUACAAACUAGUUCAGAAGUUUCAAAUAACAAAACCAUUAAGGAUAUUCCAGAAGAAGAAACCACUAAAAAUGAAUCAAAUGAUGAAAUAAUUGUAGAUGUUCCCAAUUGUAUAACUACUCAAGAUGAUGAAGUUCCUGAUAACAAAAUUAUCAAUGAAGAUAAGAAUAACCAAACUGCUCAAGAUGUUCCCAAUAUUAUAACUAAUCAAGAUGUCAUCAAUAACAAAAUUUCAGAUGUUUCUGAAGAUUUGCCUGAGACUAAAUCACAAGAAAUAUCCAGGAAUAAUUCUAUUCCAAAUAUUUCAAAUGACCAAUCUAUCCAAGAGGUUUCCAAUGAGCAAACAACACCAUUGGUAAUCAAUAGAAAAAGAAGAUGGGGUUCACGUCCAAGUAAAUUGUCCACACAAAAAUCCUUAACAAUUUCUACUGAUAUUCUGAAGGAGAUAAUACCUGAUGUUAAGCCUGCUGAGUUUGAUGAAGUUAUUGAAGAAAAGAAGCAUAAGCGGGUUGAGGUAGCUGCUAAAAUUGAAAGACCAGUGUUACCCAAAAUUAUUAUUGACAAUACAGAAAAUGUAGAAAUCCACAAGGAUCAUAAAUUAGAAGACAAGGAUAAGGAGAAUGUUAAAGCAAAGGAUUCAAAUCUCGCAUCAAUGAGGAAAAUAUCCAUUGUCAGAGACAGUGAUAAUUUUAUAUCAAGACCACCAAGUCCACCAAAGCAUAAACAGUCCAGCAUUCUGUAUAUAACAAACUUAGUGAGGCCAUUUACAUUGCCACAGUUGAAAAAUUUAUUACAGAGAACUGGAAAAAUUAUGGAGAAUGGAUUUUGGAUUGACAGAAUAAAAUCAAAGUGUUUUGUAAAAUAUGAAAAUGAAGAUCAAGCUGUUGAGACUCGUCACGCUUUACAUGGAGUAACUUGGCCGGUGUCAAAUCCUAAGACGUUGCAUGUAGACUUUUCAACAGACGAAGACUUUGACAAAGCUAAAGCGAAUGAAGACACGGAUAAUGCUCAAGCUUCAACAAUUCCUGGUACUGUUGAAGAUUGGCUACGGGAGCAAGAUUUAAAGAGAGAAAAAGGAGAAAUAGAAAAACCAUGGGAGAAGAAAGCAUCAAUGCGUGAGUGGGAUUUUGGCAAGAAUGAGAAGAACAAGGAAACCGGGCGACCAGACAAGAUGCUACGAGAUGAACGACCGCUUGAAAAAAGAAGACACCGCACUCCCGAAAGAAGUCCAGAACCAGCAAGGAAGUUUAAGAAAAAAGAGGAGGAGGCACCAGCCAAGUUAUUGGAUGAUUUAUUUAGAAAGACAAAAACAACUCCGUGCAUAUAUUGGCUUCCGCUUUCUGCGGAAACGAUAGCAAUAAAAGAGGAGCAACGGCGCCAACAUAUGGCGGAGCACGAGCGGCGGCUGCAGGAGCUACGUCGAACGCACCGCAGACAUUUGCAUAUUAUUUUUACAAGCUUAGUAUUUGAUUUUGACAAAAUCAAAUUAUCCUACAAUUAUUAUUUUAAUCGAUUAUAUUCGCGGGAAAAGAUGCAAACGUGGUUGGUGUUGGUGUCGCUGGUGUUCGCGGUCAGCGCAGAGAACCCUUUUACAUUGGAAGAGUUCGUUACGGGGCAGUUUGCACAAAGGGGUUUUACUGGAACAUGGAUAUCUGAUACUGAGUUCACAUAUACGAUAGCCGGUGAGCCGGGUAUCUAUGUAUUUGAUGUACCAACACUUUCUAGGAACGUGCUUGUAUCUGGAGAAUUAAUGAGUUUCCUGAACACCACCAGGCCUAUACUCUCAGAGGAUAGACGAUACAUUUUGGCCCCAAGCGAAGUAGAAUCGGUAUACAGAUAUUCGACAACGGCUAAAUUCGCUCUCUACGAAAUAGCUACAGGCAAUGUAAAAAACAUCGCAAAUCAUCAGCGACUACAACUGUGCAUAUUCGGUGGCGGGCAUUCCUUGGCGUAUGUGUUGGACAAUAACUUGUACUAUUUGCCGCAAAACUCCGACCAGCCUGUGCAGAUCACCAACGAUGGCAUCCCUGGAGUCAUUUACAAUGGCCAUGCUGAUUGGGUCUAUGAAGAGGACGUCAUGUAUACUGGAGAAGCGACCUGGUUUUCUCCUGAUGGUAAUUACUUAGCUUUUGCCAGUUACGACGAUACAUUAGUGGAAACAUACUCGUACUAUUACUACGUAGAUAAGAGUGAUCCAGAUGACUUGUAUCCUGAACUCGUUCAUCUCAAAUACCCAAAGGUUGGCCGUGUAAAUCCUAAAGUAAGUCUUCGUGUAGUCGAUCUUAGAACAGCAGCAACUACGCUUUCAUUCAUAAACCUAGAGGCCCCAAGCGCAGUCACCAAUGAUCACAUCCUAGGAGGAGUUACUUGGCCCAGUGCAACAGAGAUUGCUGCACAUUGGCUGAACCGCAGACAGAAUUAUACUGUUCUGAGUAUAUGCAAUGUAGUUACAUUACAGUGUGAGGAGGAACAUCGUUCGCAGUCUAAUGGUUGGGUACCUAUAGCUUUGCCCCGCUUCAGUAGAGCUGGAGACUUCUAUGUGUCCACUCGUUGGUCCUUGGAACAAGCGGAUGGAAACAUUUGGCAGCAUUUGUAUGUCAGUAUAAGACUCAAUGGAGAUAUUGUAUCGAGUUCCGUCACCCCUGGAGCAUUCACUGUGAAUAAUUUCGUUGGAAUGGAUGAAGAUAAUUUGGCUUAUUACUACACGCGGACGGUGACGGGCGCGCCGUGGCAGUCGCAGGUGCACGUGUCGGGCGCGCGCGCGGGCUGCCUCAGCUGCGAGCUGCGCCUGCCGGACGGCGGCCCGUGCGCGUGGGCCACGGCCACUGCCAGUCGCCGCGCCUCCUAUCUCACCAUCACCUGCCAGUCGCCCGAGGAGCCCUCCGCCACCUACAUUAUCGACCCAUUGACUCGUCGAACCUUAUAUGUUUGGGAGGACAAUCAGAUCGUACGUGACCGUCUUGUUGGUAAAAGCAGACCACAGAGUAUCAUAACGACGGUGCCUCUUGAAAACGGCUAUCCGGCACCCGUGAGGCUGUUCUUACCUCCUGGACUGAAUGUUAGUGACACUACCACGAAGUACCCGGUCGUGUUCUAUGUGUAUUCAGGACCGAACACCAAUACCGUGUAUGACACUUUCACUGUUGGUUACCAUUCAUACCUCACCACCAGCCGUAACACAAUUUACAUGUUGGCGGACAGACGAGGGGCAGGACUGAAUGGACAGGAAAUGCUAUAUUCCCUCAACAAUGCGCUUGGAACUGUUGAAAUCUUUGAUCAUUUUGUUGUUUUAAGACAAGUGCUAAGUCGCUACGGGUUCAUGGAUCCCGACCGUGUUGCCAUCUGGGGCCACAGUUACGGAGGUUACGCCACGCUUUUGACAUUGGUCCACGACGACCAGAAGAUGUUCCAAUGUGGCGUGUCAACUGCACCCGUCACCUCUUGGCUGUAUUAUAAUACAAUGUACACCGAGCGAUACAUGGGUGUUCCCACCGCUGAUGACAAUUUAUCUGGUUACGAAGCUGGUGAUGUCACAUUGCUGGCGGAGAAACUUCGAGGCAAGAAAUUCUAUGUCAUGCACGGUAAUGCGGACGACAACGUUCACUACCAGAACGCUGCCAAGCUGUUCAAGAUCCUCGCGGAACUUAACAUUCCAUUUGACCAAAUGUCAUAUCCCGAUGAAGCUCACAGUCUGGCUGGAGUCAACAUGCACAGAUACGGUACAAUGAACCGUUAUUGGGAAAAAUGCAUCGGUAUCCCCGAUGAAGCCGUAGCCGAAGAACGUAGUUCUAAUAAACCUAGAUAAAAAAAAAAAUUUAUGUCGUAACACCUCGUACAUUACAGAGACUAGUACAAGACUAGUUUUUGUGUAAAUUAAUGCUCCGUAUUCCAAUGUCCUUCACGCACUUAAUUAAAGCGCGAAAUAUACUUUUACUUCCACGUGUAUA
Messenger RNA from Nymphalis io (European peacock), 5342 nucleotides. RefSeq lists its product as uncharacterized. The record is from RefSeq and is a predicted model, not a curated record. Gene Ontology annotation, molecular function: RNA binding; dipeptidyl-peptidase activity; serine-type peptidase activity. The transcript has 19 exons. Gene Ontology annotation, biological process: proteolysis. Lineage: Eukaryota; Metazoa; Arthropoda; Insecta; Lepidoptera; Nymphalidae. The coding region runs from base 188 to 5200 and encodes 1670 amino acids.